CCCCGAGUAUCAAUUAUGGUACUGCUUACAGCAGCUAUACACCUUUAUUCACCACCGCCAUUAGUUUGCUGACUCAAUUAUACCAAGAUCUGGCAAUUACAUUGAAUUAAACUCUUCGCUGAAAUAUUUUACUAUUAAUAUUAUUACUAAAACCCGACCCAAAGGGCUUAUAUUUCACCAUGGCAGACUCUACCUCACAGUCGACGCCCGCACCGAUAGUAACAGCAGACAAAUGCAUCAUACGUGCAUAUGUGCCUAGUGACGCCGAGGGCGCCGUGGCGGCAGCCAACUUCCCAGAGCUUGUGCAAUACAUGCGCAAUACCUUUCCUCAUCCCUACACACUAGACAACGCCAAUUACUGGAUCAACCUUUCCCUAAACAGCAACCCCAUGGUAAAUUUCGGCAUCUUCACGCCUGAAGGCACCUUCGCCGGCGGUAUCGGGCUUAUUCCCGGCCAGGACAUCGAGUAUCGUACGUGGGAGAUCGGGUACUGGGUCGGAAAGGACUUCUGGGGGAAGGGUAUCGCAACAAGUGCUCUCAAGAGUUUUUCCGCCUGGGCCUUCGAGCAAUUCCCGGAGCUGAUCAGGAUUGAGGCUGGUGUGUUUAUAGAGAACGUCGCGAGUCAGAAAGUUUUGGAGAAGGCUGGUUAUACAAAAGAAGGAAUAAGAAGGCAGGCCGUCUGCAAGAAGGGAAAGAUUAUGGACCAAGUGACGUAUAGUUUACUUCGGGAUGACCUGAGGGAUUUAUAUGAGCUUCAGUAGGAUAUCUUAGAGUAUGGUUGUUUUAUAUUUUAUAUUGCCUAUCUGCUGUAUCGGGGAUGCAGGUGUAAGGCGAGCAUGAAAAAUAGGGGCUGGGAUCCAAAGCUGCUGAUAGGGUGUUUCCGACACCAAUCCAUAGAUCAUUCUCUAUAAGCAUAUUCUCCUGUGAAUAUAGGUAAUCAAACUCAUACCAUGCUUCGACCUCGCCUUGGUUAUAUGCCAAAGGUACCUUUACAACCUUUCUGAUCCUAAGGCAUUCCAUUUAUGAAUUAUAGUUAUCAUUCAUACUAAUGUCUGCGAGCAUACUGGUUUAUCUAUUAAUACUAUAAAAAACUCCACCAAGGUUUAGGCAUUUGUUUAGAGGGG
Molecule: messenger RNA, 1124 nt
Organism: Daldinia decipiens
Lineage: Eukaryota; Fungi; Ascomycota; Sordariomycetes; Xylariales; Hypoxylaceae
Product: acyl-CoA N-acyltransferase
Exons: 1
Coding region: 180-761 (193 amino acids)
Molecular function (GO): acyltransferase activity, transferring groups other than amino-acyl groups
Source: RefSeq, a predicted model, not a curated record